Molecule: messenger RNA, 3688 nt
Organism: Micropterus salmoides (largemouth bass)
Lineage: Eukaryota; Metazoa; Chordata; Actinopteri; Centrarchiformes; Centrarchidae
Product: P2Y purinoceptor 2-like
Exons: 5
Coding region: 1448-2728 (426 amino acids)
Biological process (GO): G protein-coupled receptor signaling pathway
Cellular component (GO): plasma membrane
Molecular function (GO): G protein-coupled UTP receptor activity; A1 adenosine receptor binding
Source: RefSeq, a predicted model, not a curated record
CAGGGUAAAAUGACUUCACUUGAUUUCACCUUCUAUCACUCAUCAGAAACCAGAGAGGGUGAAAAGGGGAAGGGCGAAGGGUGACAGAGAGAUGGGGGAGGGAAAGUCAGAGGAAGAGUGGGGAGGAAUAUGAAGGGUGAGUGAGUGAGAGUAAGAGAGAACGUAUGGAAAAGAAGAUGACGAGACUGGGCAGGAGAGAUGGUCAGCGAGACGGAGAAGGUGAAAGCAACAGUGAAAAAGAUGGGAUGAGAGGGAUGUUAAUUAUGAGGCGAGGUGAAAGAGAGACCCAGUAUGUUAAAGGUCACGUUAAAGGAAAAGAGCUCAGCUGCUGUUAGUGGUAGUAGCCGAUGCAGCAGGUACAUCUAUACCGCUGAGAAAGUAGUUCCUGUUAUGUAACCCAAACAUCAACACACAUAUUUAACUGUGCUUCUGAUGUAUCCCCACCUGUAGGUAGGAGAAGGUAACAAAACAGACAUGACUUAAAGCCUAUAUCAAGAUAAAUAAUCAGAUUUGCCACAAGAACAAUAAACGUGCAACAGCGGAUGUAUUUCCUUUCUCGUGAUGGCUCGCUUCUAAUUAUGUUUGUCCUGUUUAAUUACAGUAUGACCAGUUAAAAACAGUUGGCUGAUUCAUUGAUUGGGCUUCCACUGAGAUGCCAUUGGUAAUUUAUAGACUUUCUGGAAAUAAGUAAAUUUGGUAUGGUAUGACUUUGCUGACAGUAAUUCAACACAUAUCCUAAUACAGAUACCUUUAAAUGUAAAACAGCUCCCUCAAAAUAUGGCUUACGAUAGAGCCAAAGCUUCUCUGGUAGUCUUCACAGAAACAGAAACAGAAACAGACAGACAGACAGACAGACAGACAGACAGACAGACAGACAGACAGAUAGAUAGAUAGAUAGAUAGAUAGAUAGAUAGAUAGAUAGAUAGCAAGUUUGUGUAGCAAAUGUACUGCCUUUCUUCAGCCUCAUUAGCAGCCAUCUUUAAUUUAAGCCACAUUAAACUAAUAUAUGAGAGUCAAACGAGCUCAGUCUGCUAGCAGAUGUGCCGAGACACAGACAAAACACUUAAGGGGCUGUAUUGUACCGCACGGGGAGAGAAAUUAUUAGCAUCCAACAGACAAAUACUGAUACACUCUGGGCCGAGAGUACUGCCAGCAACAUUGGCAGGGGGUAACACAUCAUUAUUUUGCAAACUCUGUUUUAUUGUUGGAAGUGUUUUCACAGCAAAUUGAAUGGGAAAGACACUGACAGUUGACAAACGGGAUCUUACAAAAUGGAUAUGACCGUAAUGGUGCACUUGAUCACACACUGUGGAACAAGACAACCAUAGCGAUGUCCACAGCCUCACUGACGACAGGACCUGUUCAAGUGUGUGUGUGUGUGUGUGUGUGUGUGUGUUUAACAGACAUGAUGUGACAUGUUCAGGGCCAGUCUAAACCCAGAGUAUAAAUGGCACCGGGGGAAUAUGUGGUAAUUAAGAGAAAACUGUGCAGAGGUUCACAGCAGGGUAAUUGGCUCCCAUGCAUCUAUUUCAGGACAACACACACACACACACUCAUAGAAGGCAAUGGGCAAGCAACUUCAACACCCUGGCAUACACACACUCUCUCAAACACUGGGUACCAAGCCAUAGGGGACUGUGGUGUUUUCUCAGCCCAUACAGAAUCAAUAGGUGUUCUCACAAUCAAGAUGGCCACCUUUGACAACAGUACCAACCUAGCCAAUGUCAGUGCCUUCUACUGUAAACUUAAAGAAGAAUUUAAAUAUAUUCUCCUUCCUGUCAGCUAUGCCUUCGUCUUUGUAAUUGGCCUGGCGCUGAACGCCACAGCGCUGUAUGUGAUUGUGUUCCGCACUAAGCGCUGGAAGCCCUCCACUAUCUACAUGUUCAAUCUGACCAUGUGCGACACACUCUACAUCUUCACUCUGCCCUUCCUCAUCUAUUACUACGCAGACGAGAACGACUGGCCCUUCAGUGAACCGAUCUGCAAGCUCAUACGCUUCCUGUUUUAUGCCAACUUAUAUGGUUCCAUUCUGUUCCUGUGCUGUAUCAGUCUGCAUCGCUUCAUUGGCAUCUGCUAUCCAGUCCACUCCCUCUCCUGGGUCAGCGCUCGUCGGGCCAGGCUGGUAUCUGUGGCAGUGUGGGCCACCGUUUUAUUCUGCCAAGGACCUAUUCUCUACUUCUCAAGAACUAAGAAUCAGGGCACGCUGGUCUGCUACGACACCACCAGCCCAGAGCUUUUUGAUGACUUCUUGGUGUACAGUUCAAUAGUGUCAGUUCUCAUGUUUGUCCUGCCCUUCCUGGUGGUGAUGGUGUGCAAUGGCCUCAUAGUGAGGAAGCUUCUAGAGCCUGGCUGGGGGUCUGAAGGAGGAGCCGAGGGCGAGAGUGGGGGCCCGAGCGCCCACCGUUCAAAGCAGAAAUCAGUGAAGAUGAUCAUCAUUGUGUUGGCAGCGUUCAUGCUCUGCUUCCUCCCUUUCCACCUCACCAGGAGUCUUUACUAUGUUUUUAGAUACCUAAGGCAGGCAAAUCCAGCCCAGAUCAGCUGUAAUUUGCUGGAGGCCUCCAGUGUAGCCUACAAGGUGACCCGACCUUUGGCCAGCGCUAACAGCUGUCUGGACCCCAUCCUUUACUUCCUGGCUGGGCGUGACGCCCGCAGUAACCUCACCAAGAAGAGCACAUUGCCUUCAUCGAAACCAACAAGUGUGAGCCAACGUUUGACAACUCAACUCUGAUCCAAUAAAAAAUGCUAAAGGUUUAGGGGACAAGAACUGUACUUUAUUCCUCCUCUGGUAGAUGUGAGACCCCAUACCUGUGCACUUUUCAAUCUUAAAUGUCAGCCAGUUCAGACUUCUCACGGUUGAAAUCUCCUAAUGAAGAAUCAAAUUUGAAAUUAAAACCAGAUCAACAUUUUGAAAAUCCUACACGAUUACCAAGUCUUUGUAUAAUAUAUGUAUAAUGUAAGGACUUUGUUUUGCAAAGUUCAGUUGAUCACACUGCAUUCAGAUUUUGGGCGGCACAGUGAUCCAGUGGAUAGCACUGUGGCCUCAUAGCAAGAAGGUCGUGGGUUCCAACCCUGGUCGUCCUGACCUUUCUGUGUGGAGUUUGCAUGUUCUCUCUGCGUGGGUGUGCUCCGAUUUCCCCCACCAUCAAAACAUGUUAGUUCUUCAGUCAGUGCAAUUGACCAGGCACUGAUAAAAACCUGGAGUUGGUCCCCGGGCGCUGCACAGCGGCUGCCCACUGCUCCAUUGAGGGAUGGGUUAAAGGGCAGAGAAUGAAGUUCGCAAUGUGUACGUGACAAUAAAAGUAUCUUCUUCUUCUUCUAUCAUUAACUAAUAGAAAUGAUCAGAUUUGACCAGAUGUAAAAUAAAUAUCGAAAUCACGUAGUGAAUGCCUUUAAAGGAGUUCUUGAGUUCAUAUUUUUUUGUUAUAUUUGAAAAGCUAUAACGUAUCGAUAUAACUAAACUACAUGGUGCUCCACAACUGUGGUUUUUGUAAAUGAUUCUACUGGACAACAGCUGCACCUGAAGUUUUAAUUGGCACAAGUGGGUUUUCCUCAGCUCUGCUUUCUCUGAUUAACAUUUAAGACAAAGAUGGCAGUGGAGUAGGGUGUGUGUGUGUGUGUGUGUGUGUGUCACUUUGUAUCACAAAAUAUGAAGGAACUUGACAUCGUAAUAAAUAUGUAUAGAUUUUGA